Messenger RNA from Ruditapes philippinarum (Manila clam), 1930 nucleotides. RefSeq lists its product as uncharacterized. Lineage: Eukaryota; Metazoa; Mollusca; Bivalvia; Venerida; Veneridae. The record is from RefSeq and is a predicted model, not a curated record. The coding region runs from base 315 to 1034 and encodes 239 amino acids. The transcript is spliced from 3 exons.
GAUAAGCAAUAUUUACAUGCUAUUUUGAAUAAAUAAAUAAAAGAAAAGGUACGGACCAGUUAUCGAUACGUUAGUCUUGUUGAAUUGUCGAAACUGAUACAAAAAUGUUUUGGAAAUUAUUUUAAAAAGGGGACUGUUGAAAUGUGAAACUUAACUAAAAGAGGAAAUAUAAUAUUUAUCUUAUCUAGAGAACCGUUAAAUUGCAAAGUAUUCUUGGCAAACACAUAUUUGUUGUAUUUUGAAACAACUUUGUGAUGAUCAUAUUUAAACUUUAAACGCUUUUUCUUGCAAGUAAAGGAAUAAUCAAAAUAGAAAUGGAUAUUCUGGACGAGGUUUCUGAGAACGAGUCAAAGAAUGGUAAGGAAGAAAAAGUAGCAGACGAUAAAGUGAAAAAGAAAGUUGUUAUUGACGAAAAUAAUCAAGUGAAAACUAUUGAAGCUAGAGAAAGCAAAGAAAAGGGACAAUUACGUCAAAAUUUUGAAACAACCGAUUGGCUGUGGCGUAUAUCGGUAAUAUCGUUCUUGAUUGGUUAUCUCUUUCAAGUGCUUUCUUACGGGACACCUUAUUGGUUAGCCGUUACAGAUGCUACUGGUGACGUCAUGGCUAUUGGAAUCUGGAGUUCUUGUCAGUCCAUUUCAAGUUGCACUUUUCGAAACGAAGCUACAGACUGUGUUAAUUCUGUUCGAAUAUUUGGUGGUGUGGGUGUGAUUUGUGGACUGGUUGUAACUAUUCUGUUGUACAUGCACAUUAAAAAACCGGACAGCAAACGAUGCCUUGGCAUUUCUUGUGUCACACUCUCCUUUAUCUCGGCACUAUCAACACAGAUAUCCACGGCUAUAUUUGGUAGAACAAUAGGCUGUUCCAUGCCGACCCUCGAAGAAUACAGUUGGACCUGGUCUCUGGCUUUAGCUAUCACUGCUAUCAUUCUCACAGUGGCUUCCGGUUUAAUGUUUCUAAUUAUAGUAUUCAAGGACAUAUCACGCCAAAAUUAUAAAGGACGUAUUUGGAGAAGACGCGGCGUGAAUAUCACAUAAAUAUAGAUCUAUAUGUUAUAGAUGGAUGUAACAUAAGUAUAUAGAUUUCAAAGCUUUGUGUUCUACAAAUGAAAGUCAAUUAUUUGCUUGCAUCGGUAUUAUCAAGUUUGCCUGCUGUGCUGGUAUCUAGCAUUCUAACAUAUCUAAAGUCAUGGUUCAUGUAGAUCACGUGACAUAUUCAACAAAUCACGUGACAUAUUAAACACACAACGGAACAAUCAGACAGUGAUUAACACAAUAGAAACAUGAAGUACAUGUCUCUUUAUAAAAAAAAUCGGCCGAGAUUAAUCUGCUUUUAAUUCAUGAAGAAAUGUUAAAUUUAAUAUUUAAAAAAUGUGAGAAACUUUAGGAAAAAGUUCGUUUCCGGAAUUCCUUUAGAUUAAUUAAAAUUUAGACGCCUAAACCAUUUCAGAAAUCCUUGAUAUUACUUUACUUAUUUUAGAAUGGCCAAUGAAAUUCCCAGAUUACAAUUUGAAAUUUUGAAAUGACCAAUGAAAACUCUACUUAUAUUCCACUCUUCCCUGUAAAUCUUACAGGAAGUGAAACUAAUUUUAGCCGGUCUUCGGCCGAAAAAAAACAUCAUUAUAUAUACUUGGUAUAGUUUUGAAGUGCAAGAAAUUCAAAUUUUUAUAUUUGGAACCACAGCGAAAGGGAAAUAACUACAGUGUACGUGUCAGUUAUAGUAAAGUAGCUCCCUUUUUGGUGGUUCAUUGAUUCCUGUUAAAUAAAUCUGUCAUUUUUCAUAAUUAUUUUACUAGAUAUUUAUGUUAAUUUACAUACCAUUUUCUAGAUAUUUAAAGAUCUGAUUGGAAAUAGUAAAACAUUGUACUUGUAAUUUCAUAUCAUUUAAAUGACAUUGAUUAAUUUGCUUAUUAAGAUGAUAAAGCUUUAUAUGC